GUUCGCCUAAAAUACGCAAAAAAAUUACGCCUGUUCUGCAGGCUAACGGUAUUUGGUUAAAUGUCCCACUAAUGCGAUCGCACUUCAUAUCGCCCAACUUCUUUGCUACUGCGAGAAAGCUAAUUUAUGCAGCCUGAUCGACUCAGGGAGGCAGAUUUCUUAUUGGUUGAAAUUAACAAUGCCAAGUCCACGAGUCCAGUCGUAAGUUCGGGGCAGGAGCGCGGGCUCCUUUCCUCUAACAGCGGCUGGUAAUCGAGCCCAGGAUGACUGAAUGAAUGACUGGUUGUUAGUCCAGUACGCUGAGGUGCGGGCCAUUUCCAUUGUUUCAGAAAGCUAACACAUCAAUCGAAAUUAUCGCUUAUCUCCCAAGGGACAGCUCCAAGGAACAAAACUGAUUACAACGCAGGUCUAUGGCGUGUAAACAGAGAAUAAUCAGAUGAUGUGUCUGAUCUUUCUUUUCCUAGACCAAUUUCAGAUUUCUGACAAAGUGCCAUUUUGAAAUCCUUGACGCUUAGAGACCUUGAAAAGGUUUUGCAUGGAAAUGUUUAAAUUCUCCGAAUUUGAUCUUGAGCGGACAACAAGAAAGCCUACAAUUAUCGUUUACACUUCUCUCGAUUCCUCCCUUAACAGGCUUUGCCCGUCGCCGCCAUCGGGCAAACACCGCAUCGGAUAGUGUUGUUUUGAUUUGAUAGACUCCACAGUAUCACAGUGACUUUUUCCUGCCAAGUUGGCUGGAAGUUUCUAAUUACAGAUGCAGACACUGACACUACCGACACUUACUUUUGAAGGCUUCUUGUGAAUUUUGUUGACCUGUUUUAAUACCGUUGCUACGUACAGAUCUAUCUGUACAGUGUAGUCGCUUGUUUUAUUGGCAGUGAUCGGUCAUGCUGGGUUGCGCCACGUAACACCAUAAAAAACAAUACCUCGAUAUAACGAACAUUUUGGUUGUUUUUCCGCAAAAUCGCUUGCGCUUGACACUUCGUUAAAUCGAGGUUCCGCUAAAGACCAGUGGGGCGGAGUCAUAACAAGCUGAGUGUCACGUGGACUAAAUUGCACAAUUGAUAUAACGUUGCGGGUUCACUAAAGUAACGCAAUUGGACUGCAAAGUUUAAUAAGGAUGGCGUUGUCGAAGCACUCCUCGGAUAUUGAGAACCUGCUCUUACUUAACCCGAAGAUAAAAUCGCAUGCAAGUUUGGUUUCUACAUCCACAACAAAAUCCAGCAGAAAACUAUGGAAGAGGAAUCUAGAAAAGGGCUGUUCUAGUUGUGAAAGUCUUGUGAACAACUUUGAUGAUGUCAAGCAUACAACACUGAGUGAAAGGGCAGCUCUGAGGGAGGCAGCAAGAUGUCUCAAAUGUGCUGAUGCACCUUGCCAGAAGAGCUGUCCAACACAGUUAGACAUCAAAUCUUUUAUCACCAGCAUUGCGAACAAGAAUUAUUAUGGAGCUGCCAAAGCAAUCUUUAGUGACAAUCCUCUUGGUUUGACAUGUGGUAUGGUAUGCCCUACAAGUGACCUUUGUGUUGGUGGUUGUAAUUUGUAUGCCUCAGAGGAGGGACCUAUCAACAUUGGAGGCCUGCAACAGUUUGCCACAGAGGUAUUUAAGAGCAUGAGGAUUGAACAAAUACGAGACCCCUCAUUGGUGCCAGUUGAUCAGCUUCCUGAGAGUUACCAGGCAAAGGUGGCACUCAUUGGGUGUGGUCCAGCAUCUAUCAGCUGUGCUACAUUUUUGGCUCGUCUGGGUUACACCAAUUUGACUAUAUUUGAAAAGGAAAAUUACAUUGGUGGCUUAAGCUCUUCAGAGAUUCCACAGUACAGACUUCCAUACGAUGCAGUUAAUUUUGAAGUGGAACUUAUGAAGGACCUAGGAGUGAAGAUUGAACUUGGUAAAGGUUUGGGCAAAGGUGGUUUUUCCAUUAAAUCUCUCAAGGAAACAGGAUACGAAGGCAUUUUUGUUGGUAUUGGUCUACCACAGCCCAAACUGUCUCCAGUAUUUGAGGAGUUAAGUAUUGCAAAUGGUUUCUACACUUCCAAAGAUUUUUUGCCUGUAGUAUCCAUGGGAAGCAAGGCUGGCAUGACUUGUUCCUGUAAGACAAGGUUACCAGAACUGUUUGGAAAUGUUAUUGUUCUUGGGUGUGGAGACACUGCCUUUGACUGUUGCACAUCAGCUCUUCGAUGUGGUGCUCGAAAAGUAUUUGUCAUAUUUAGGAAAGGAUUCACUAACAUUAGAGCAGUUCCAGAAGAGAUGCAGUUGGCUGUUGAAGAGAAGUGUGAGUUCUUGCCUUUUCUUUCACCAAAAAAGGUCCAUGUUAAAGAUGGAACAAUUUUUGCACUGGAAUUUUACAAGACAGAACAGGUUUGUCAUCACUGUUGUGCAGAACUACAAUGUACAAUGGGCGACAAUAGUGUUAAGACACUUUGCAGUGAAAUUAGAGACCCCUUGGUUUUCAACAGAAACAACGCAGCAACAGUAAAUAGCAUAUUUUGCCAAUUCAUUGAUGAAGCCAAAGGUGAAAUAGAAGCCUGGUCUCAAAGAAGCUCAGGCUGGGUGGUAAAAGCCGUUGUGGAAGCGUUCAUCAAUGUCGCCCAAUACCAACCAUUUCAUGGAGGCAGCUACAUACUGCCACCCAAAAAGCUAGAAAACAAAAAAGCGAUUAUCAACGUUAAAAACCGAGACAACCAGUGCUUGAGAUGGCCCCUGCGUGUGGCAUUAUUUCCACCAAGAGAUGGUAUGAACGUGUCAAGACCGUCAAGAUAUCCCACAGAAGACGGAAACGUGUUUGGCUGGGAAAAAGACAGCGUGAUUGUGCAUAGGCUCAGUGAAAAAGAGGGAAGCGUCCCGAGAAUCAACUUGAUGCUUAUACAGGACAAAGAAAAAUCGCACCAUACUUUCGUGAGAAGGUUGAGCAUGCUGCUACACGGCCAAAGCAAGCACGUCGGCAUAAAACAUUUCUGCGAAUGCUGUAUGCACGGCUACACGACGGCAGAGCUGCUGGAAAGGCACAAACCUGAAUGCAUGGGGCAGCUGAAAAGGCCAACGAGGACAGAGCUGCCCAAAGUGGGUGAAAACAAGGUAAAGUUCAAGAUCCACAACAAGCAGAUGACAGCGCCGUUCGUGGUGUACGCUGACUUCAAAUCGUUGAUAAGGAAGAUCCACAACUGUUCAAAAAAAGGUCAGGUAACGAUUAAAACAGAGGUCCACGAGCUUCGCGGUUUUUCAUACAUAAUCGUGAAAAGCAACGGCCAGAUGCAUGGUCCGUAUGUGUACCGUGGGAGAGAUGCGGUGUACAGCUUUUUGGCAAGUCUUCAGUACCAUGAAAAGCUGAUGAGGGCCAAGCUGGCUGACAAAAAGCCGAUCGUUAUGACGCCAGAGGACUGGCGUAAAUUCAAAAGCGUGACCGAAUGCCACAACUGCAACGAAAGCCUAGUAAAGACAGAGUUUAGAGACUCAAUAAAUGCGUUCAACCUGAACUCCGGCAAGUACCACAGCCAAAGCCACAAAAGGUGCUAUUGCCAGGUCAUGAAGGGGUUCGUGGGGCCUUUGAGAGAGAGAAAGCCUAAAGGCUACGAUAGCAAAGACUGCAUAUUUUGCAAAAAGCCGCUGUUAGUGAAAAACUACAAAGAUGUUGAGAAAGACCACUGCCACAUCACAGGAAAAUAUCGGGGGGCUGCCCACAAUGCUUGCAACCUGAAGCUCCGCAUAAAACCUAAAACGGUGGCGAUACCAGUGGUCUUCCACAACCUGAAGGGCUACGAUGGACACCUGCUGAUGCAGGCCACAGCGUGGGUGCAGGGAGAGACAAGCUGCAUUCCGAACAACCCAGAGAAAUACAUCUCCUUUUCGCUUGGAAACCCGAGGUUCGUAGACAGCCUGAAUUUCAUGAUGAGCAGCCUAGACGUGCUGGUAAAUGGCAGCACACCACAAGACAUGAAAAUAACAAAAAAUUGUGAAGACAGUGAGAAGAGAAAGCUGCUCCUGAAGAAAGGGAUUUACCUGUACGAGUACAUGGACAGCUUUGAAAGGUUCACCGAGACAGAACUCCCGCCCAAAGAAGAGUUCUCCUCGAAGUUGGCCGGGAAAGGGAUAACCGACGAAGAGUACACCCACGCAAAAAAAGACUGGGCUGAGUUUGGAUGCAAAACUCUUGGCGACUAUCACGAUCUGGUCGAGCUGGAGCUUUUGACAGACCUGGACCUGUUCAUUGAAAAAGACAUGCGGGGCGGCAUCUCCAUGGGAAGCAAGUGGUAUGCAAAGGCCAACAACCCACGGGCCACCGACUACGACCCAACCAAGCCGAACAAAUUAAUCAUGUACUUUGACGCGAACAAUCUGUACGGCUGGGCCACGAGCCUGCAGCUGCCCAAAGGAGGCUUCAAGUGGAAGAGAGUGAUGCCCACCGAAGAGCAAAUCAUGAAGCUGAAAGAAAACUCUCGGAUAGGAUGGAUCUUAGAGGUGGAUUUGGAGUACCCGGAGGAGCACCACGAAUCCCACAACAGCUACCCGCUCGCGCCAGAGAAAAAGGCGAUCGGGGUGGAGCAGAUGUCAAAGUAUCAAAAAAGAAUGAUGGAUGAUUGGGGCUGGACUUCCCGAAAAGCGAGNACCCGCUCGCGCCAGAGAAAAAGGCGAUCGGGGUGGAGCAGAUGUCAAAUCAUCAAGGCUAUGGCACCAGUUAAGUUUAACAGGUGGGGUCUUCCUGAAGUGGAUCCAAUCACAAUGAGCAGUAGUGAGCCAGGAGUGUUUUGUGGGGGAGAUAUUGCUGGAGUAGCUAACACUACAGUGGAGAGUGUAAACGAUGGCAAGCAAGCCUCCUGGCAUCUUCACAAGUAUUUACAGACACUUCAUGGUCUGCCAGUGGCAAAGGAGCCAAACCUUCCAAAGUUCUACACACAUAUAGAUGAGGUAGACCUGAGUGUAGACAUCUGCGGAUUAAAGUUUGACAAUCUAUUUGGUUUAGCGAGUGCACCUCCCACAACUAGUGCUGCUAUGAUCAGACGGGGAUUUGAAGCCGGCUGGGGUUUUGCUGUAACCAAAACAUUUUCACUGAACAAGGACAUUGUAACAAAUGUGUCUCCCCGUAUUGUUCGUGGAACAACAUCAGGUCACUUGUUUGGCCCUGGUCAAGGAGCUUUCCUUAAUAUAGAACUCAUUAGUGAAAAGACAGCAGCAUACUGGUGUCGUUCCGUUACUGAACUCAAAAAAGAUUUUCCCGAAAAGAUCAUAAUUGCUAGCAUAAUGUGUGGCUAUUCUAAGGAAGACUGGACUGAACUGGCUCAGAUGGCUGAGAAUUCAGGUGCUGAUGCUUUGGAGUUAAACUUAUCGUGUCCUCAUGGGAUGGGAGAGAGAGGCAUGGGCUUAGCUUGUGGCCAGGAUCCUGAACUGGUCCGUAACAUUUGCCGUUGGGUUCGAAGUGCCAUUAAAAUUCCAUUUUUUGCCAAGCUAACUCCUAAUGUCACGGAUAUUGUCAACAUUGCAAGAGCUGCUAAAGAAGGCCAUGCUGAUGGUGUCACUGCAACCAACACAGUGUCUGGCUUGAUGGGCUUGCGGCCAAAUGGUGCUGCUUGGCCAGCAGUUGGAAAGGAACAAAGGACCACAUAUGGUGGUGUGUCAGGGAAUGCAAUUCGCCCCAUUGCAUUGCGAGCUGUUUCUGCUAUUGGAAGAGCCUUACCUGGGUUUCCGAUCCUGGCUACUGGAGGAGUUGACAGUGCGGAAGCAGCAUUACAGUUUCUUCAUUGCGGAGCAUCUGCUGUUCAGAUAUCAAGUGCUGUACAGAACCAGGACUUCACUCUGAUCGAUGAUUAUACCACAGGAAUGAAGUGUCUGCUUUAUCUUGAAACUAUUGGUGAACUUUCAGCAUGGACUGGUCAAAGUCCCCCCACACCAAAGCACCAAAAAGGAAAAAAUGUUCCUAAGAUAGCUGAACUUGUGGGAAAGGGCCUUCCUAGUUUUGGACCAUUCCUGAAGGAAAGAGAAGCCAUUAUUGCAAGUCAUAAGGAAAAGGCUGAUUUGUUGUGUACGGAAUUAGAACCUAUGAAAGUCAGACCUGCUCUCAAACCAGACAAACCUGCCCCUUUGGUCAAGGAUGUUAUCGGUUUGGCAUUGAGUGGUAUUGGCAGUUAUGGUGACCUGGACAACAGUCAACAAGUGGUAGCUGUGAUUGAUGAAGAUUUGUGUAUCAACUGUGGCAAGUGCUACAUGACUUGUAAUGACUGUGGGUACCAAGCCAUUAGUUUUGAUGCUCAAACCCAUCUGCCACACGUAACAGAGGAUUGUACAGGGUGUACACUGUGUUUUUCAGUUUGCCCAGUCAUAGACUGCAUCAAGAUGGUCCCAAGAAUGGGCCCUUACAAACCAAGUCGUGGUGUUCCACUAGCUGUUAUUGGAGAAGCGUAAAUUGAGUAUAGCAAUCGUCUUUGGAAGAACUUUGCAGUUUUUGCCGUUUACUAACCAUGGAUUGUUUUAAAAAGGGCACUAAAUAUUUGAGUACACAAGAAUUAAAAUUUUGAACAUGCGAGGUUUUUCCUGACCGAAUUCAAUAUAUAAUUGUUUAGUUGGCAUCUUUUGGCGUUCUGCCUUACAUAGAUAAUUUUAGUUAUAUGUAACAUUGGUGAAAUACAAACGAUAUUGAGGUUUGCAUAUUGACAGUUUUAAUUUUAUGGGUAACUUUCUUUUUAAAAAAUUUAGGGAUCUGCAUGAUUUGUAAUUUCAACGGUGUUGAGGUAUACAGUCUGUUAAUUGUCAGUUAACGAUAGACUAUUUAAAACUUUAUGAUUUCAAUUCCGUAAGAUUUAUUUGGGAAGAUGUGUGGAAGGAUGUACUAUAAAAGUAAAGACAGGAAAUAAAACUGGCCAAAAAUG
Molecule: messenger RNA, 6852 nt
Organism: Orbicella faveolata
Lineage: Eukaryota; Metazoa; Cnidaria; Anthozoa; Scleractinia; Merulinidae
Product: dihydropyrimidine dehydrogenase [NADP(+)]-like
Biological process (GO): uracil catabolic process; 'de novo' pyrimidine nucleobase biosynthetic process; thymine catabolic process
Cellular component (GO): cytosol; cytoplasm
Molecular function (GO): dihydropyrimidine dehydrogenase (NADP+) activity; NADP binding; iron-sulfur cluster binding
Source: RefSeq, a predicted model, not a curated record